Molecule: messenger RNA, 5572 nt
Organism: Planococcus citri (citrus mealybug)
Lineage: Eukaryota; Metazoa; Arthropoda; Insecta; Hemiptera; Pseudococcidae
Product: leucine-rich repeat neuronal protein 1-like
Exons: 5
Coding region: 453-2468 (671 amino acids)
Molecular function (GO): protein binding
Source: RefSeq, a predicted model, not a curated record
CCUUGUAAUACGUGUAACGGAGUGGUGUUUCUAUUUCACUUAUAUCGUCGUUACGUAAUUUACAUCGCGUAUUUUUAUUUAUUUUUUCAACUAUUUUUUUUUCGUUCGAUUUGUGUUGGCGAAUUUUAUUUUGGAAUUUGGCAAACUGGGCACCUGUGAGCAGUACACAACAGCAAAAAGCAUCUUUAUGCUUGCAUUCCAGCUUCGAUGAAUUAGAUGGUGCUACAUCGUCAUCCUGCUGAGUCCUGAAUUCAUCUUAUGGAACUGAAAAUAUGUGCCAUUAUUGUCAUGUUCCAGUGAAAGCGUAACGAGGAGCCGCCAGUCAGAGUCGCGGGUGUGGUCAAUUACGUUUCAAGAGCUGAAACACGCAGAACUACUCACGAAAUCAAAGAGUAGAUUGACGACACCGCCAUACGUCCAAUGAAUGGGAAAAAGGGCGAUGUCCGCCAGUUAUGAAUAAGCUUUCACUCAGCAGAGAAACAAUUAUCGUUGCGAUAUUGUUGGCAGCGUUAAUCGUAAAUGUGGUCACUACGUGUCCUCUCGCCUGCAUUUGCAAAUGGAAAGGAGGCAAACGUAAGGUCGAAUGCGCUAAUAAAAACCUGACCGCUCUACUGACGGAAAUCGAAAGCGAAACGCAAGUGCUCGAUUACUCUAAAAACAGCCUGCGUUUUCUCACCGAUAAAAUGUUCGAAAAAGCUAAUUUAACCAAUUUGCAAAAACUAUACAUAUCCGAAUGUCAAAUAUCGCAAAUACACGAGACAGCGUUCCGAGGCUUGUCUAACUUAAUCGAGCUCGACUUGAGCGGCAACAUGUUGACGACGUUACCUUCGCAAACUUUUUACGAUUUCCCCCUUCUGAUGAAAAUGGUCGCCGCUCGUAACCCCAUCCAGGUUAUAAAAUCUGAUACGUUCGUACCUCUGAAAUACCUCGCCAGCUUGGAUGUUAGCGACUGCCAAAUAAAGACUAUCGAUAAAGACGCUUUCAACGGUUUGCAAAAGCUAGAAUGGCUCAAGUUGGAUCGCAACCGGUUAGAGAACAUUCGACAUCCGGAAACGAUACCCAGAGUAACCGGUGGCAUUUCACUGCAUCGUAAUCCUUGGCGAUGCGACUGCUAUCUGCGAAAUUUCCACAGCUGGUUGUUAAAUACGAAUAAACCUAUCAUGGUGAAUCCGGUUUGCGAAGAGCCCACCGUGUACCGGGGUACCCCGAUCGAUCAGCUUAAAACGGACGAUUUAGCUUGCGCCCCGGACGUUACCCCUUCUUCGUAUUAUACCGAAAUGAACGAAGGUAAAAACGUCUCGUUUAUUUGCCGCGUAAAUGCGACCCCCGAAGCGGUCAUCUCGUGGGAAUUCGAAGGAUACCCGAUAAGUAAUAAUUCUCAUAUGGUUCACGCGUUCACCAUAUUCUACGUCGAAGAAGCAGCCACCGAGCAAGUCAGCGAGCUGUUUAUAUCCGAGGUGCAGAAAGAUAACAACGGUAUGUAUCGUUGCACCGCUCAAAACGUCGCUGGUAAAUUAUCGUCUAAUUUUACGCUGAACGUAAUCACGGUGGAGAAAAGCACGCCGGAGCCGGUCACCAUAUCUUACUUUUACGUACUCGUAUCGUCCAUAAGUACCUUGUUAAUCGUCAUUGUGAUCACGUUGAUCAUCUCGUGUCUGAUAUACGUGAAAAACAGAAGACGUAAAAGAAAAACAUCGCGAACGAAACCGGACAUCGAGUAUAAAAUCGUCAAACAAAGUACCAGUGAAAUGACUCCGGCUAAGACGACUGAUAAAAAUCCCGAUUUGAUCAUCAACGCGGAGACUAAUUUAAAAGAGACUACUUCGGGUGAAAGCUGCGAGCACAUGUUGUUACUUCCGAGCGAUAUUAAACAAACCUAUUUGACGCUAUCGGGUAACACUCUAUUGAAUACGACCAUUUACGAAAGCAAAGCUUUAUGCCCGGCUGCCGACGACUCGGCCAUUUUACCAGCGACAAAUUACCAAACUAUGCCGAAUGGCAGUACCAUUAAAUUAUAUUUUUCGCCGAAUUCGGCGGCCACAGCUACCAAAUUUCAUAAUCUGUACGUGAAUCCUUUCGAAGGAUGUUACGUCGACUCGAUAGAACAAAAUUAUUGGACUUUGCAGCUGAAUCGAGCGGGCCAGAGUCAAAAGCUACAAGAAAACGGUCAAAUUGUGAUCAACUGUUGCGAGCAACAACAAUCUUCGUCGGAAAAAGUAUACGAUACUUGUGCGCCGACCAGUGCGACUCCUCGCACAGCUCUCGAUGAUUGUACCGCUAUUAAUUUACGCCAUAAUUUAGAAGGCUAUCCGUACCCUUCUAAAAUGAAAUUAACCUCGUUGAAUUUAAAUCAGCGCGUCGAAGACGUGCAAAUUGAUAACGCACCUAUAAUAUUAAGUCCGCCGGACCCUUUUAAAACCGAUAACAAUUCCGAUACAACCGAGAAUACCGUUGUUACGAGUAAUUAAUUCAUCGUUCCUCUCUCUCUAUCUCUCUUCUAUGUGUGUGUGUGUAUGUGUGUGAGUAUUUUGUACACUUGUAUGUGUUCUACACAGAGUCUAUAUCGACAGUAUAUAAAUAUACGAACAGGUGACCACAUUAUGGCCAAUGUGUGUGUGCGGGGGUGGUACUCGUAUACUAGUCAAAAGCACAACACAGCGCAAAGUCCUAUCGCAAAACAGCGCCGCGCCGCUUCGGUAAAUCUAUCGAGAGACCGUAGUAGAUGUGGUUAUUCUUCGCCAGCAGUUUGCUGCCCUCCUUUCGGCACCUCGCUGACUCACGGCUCACCUAUACCUAUAAUACCAAGCGUAAAAACAAAUACGCUCGCGAUAUUUUAUCAAAUUCUUCUUUUCAGCUGUCUGCGCUGUCAAUAAGGAAUCUUUUAAUUGAAAGUACCUUCUUACCUUGACGUUUUCACAUUAAUCGUCUGUAGCUAAUGCGCGCCUUAAGGUGUUACCUGGCUCUGGCUUUUAAUUUCGGUCGACUUUUCAGCGCGAAUUUCCAGCGAUGAAUGAUUGCUAGGUACACGUUCUCGUAUAGUAAGUAACAGUCGGAUUACAUAGGUCGUGUGGAGGACGAAUGGUCGCUGUUCUCUGCUGCCUUCCAUCGAAAUUCGCACGCGUAGGUAUUUUCUUUGAUGGCAGGGUCGUAGUAUGGGCGAUUUGGUGGGUUUCGUUUAUUACAUAUCUUGCCUACCGAUUGAUAAUGCUACAAAUCUACUAAAAAAUGUUCUCAAGGUCGGAUCCAAUGAUCCUGAAAAAAUGGCUGUAAAGUCUCUUCUCCAAGGAAAGUUUUCGAUCAUGGAAAUGUUUUUCAACUAAUCAGAAAACUCUAUAGUUCGAUAUUAGAAUGCUAUUUUUGAAUUUUUGACAUAAUCUCAACAAAUUAAUUUUUUUUUCUAGUCCUAACAAGUCAGACUUGAUAUCUAGAAGUCUAUUUCAAUGGCAGUGGAAAUAUCAUAAAUGUGGCCAUUUCUUCAGGUUUUGAUAGUCUGACAUAGGUAAUGUCGAACAUUCAUAGAAAUUUUUUCCAAUUUCAUGAAAAUCAGACAGAACAUUUUGAAAUUACCUAGAUCAAAACUAACAGACUUUUUUUUUCAAAUUUGUCAGGAGUCUGAUAACAUCAAAAUGUCAGAAAUUGUUCCCUUCUUUUCAAGUCUUUGAAAGUCUAAUUUAAUAGCAUUAUAAUUUACUCGAUGCUUUUUCAGAAUUAAUUGGAUUUUUAAAAUUAAAAUCAUAAAUUAUUUUACAUUGAAUAUUACGAGAAAUUGAUCAAAAUUUUAUUUUUUUUCUUCAAGUUUUCGAAAGUCCAAUAUUUACGUUGUAAAGUCAAUUAAUUUUUCCCCAAGUUUUCAAAGGUCAGCGUCUUUCAAAUUUCGGAAAGAUCCUCGCCGAAAAAAAAACAUAUCAAUGUCAAAAUUAUCCAUCUUCAUCUAUGAAGAUAUUGAUUAAAAUUUAGUCAGCUCGAAGUUCUUAUAAAAUCGCGUCGUCUCUAAAGAUGAUAAACCAAUAUCAAAAAAUAUUUUAAGAUCAAAAUUUGUUUAAAAGUGAAGGUCUCCCCCCCCCAAAAAAAAAACAAAUACUUUCCUCUUUUGAUUGAAAACAUGACGUACCUACCUACAUGGCAUUAAGAUUUCCUCGGUGUUUGAAUUUGAAUCUGGGCCUGAGAAAUUCUCAAAAAAUCAAAAUAACUUAAGUCACCAGUCAAAAUUGUAAGCCACGAUCACCUUACAAAAGGAAUUAACGCGAAAUUGUUCGAUAGCGUAUUUACGGCAAACUGGUUAUGCAAUUUUAUUAACAUGAAUGAUGACACAAUGAAUAUAGUUCACGUUGAAGGAUCUGUUAGUUUUCUAGGAACGAUGCAUGGCAAUUUUUCAAUUCCAGAUUUUUCUGUUGGGUAAACGAAUAGGGGAGAGUUCAAACCAAAUCUUCCAUAAAAAAAAAAGUUCUGAAUUGGUCUUCUUUUUUAUGAAAUCCUCUGAAGUCUUCCACUAACUUCAAAUUUUCUAACAAAGGAGGUACCUAUCCCAAUCAACAACAAUUUUUUUCGAACCGAGCAAAACAGAAUGAAAAGAGCAUACAAAAAUGUACAUCACUGGCCAAUGAAUUUUAAAAAAAUAUAAUUUAGCAAUCAAAAAAUUUGAAAAAAUUAAAAUUCCACCAUUUUUUUUGUGGCGGGGGGUGUUUAUAAUUACUAGAUUAUUACACCCUACGUCAUCAGAAGGUUUAUAUUGAUUUCGUUAUAGGUUGUGUUUUUUUAACUAGAGUAAUGAAUUUUUCCAUUUCGGAGGGAUUGUCAGAAAUGAAGAGAGAGUUUUUAUAAUUCCACCAAAUUAAUCAGGAAUACCUAGGUAGGUAGAUAGGUACUAAAAAAAAAAAAAAAAAAAUGCAUGUUAAAUUAUCAAGAAUACCUAGGUACUAAAAAUUUAGCAUGCAUCUAUUUUUCGACCCCCGUCACUAAAAUCGAUUUGAAUAACCUGUUUCGAACCGUUUUGAACAGCUCUAGAGCCUCCAGCAGAUUUUUAAAACUUGAAAUUUCCAGAAAAUUUUCAGCAAUAUUUUUUUUAAAUAAAAAGUUGUAUCACUUUAUACUAUGAUUUUAACCUGCUGAGUCGAUUAGAGGCGGUUUCAAAUCAUUUUAAAGCCUCCAGAAAAUGUUAAAAAUUCUUGUUUCUCAAAAAAGUGCAAAAACCAUUGUUAAAAUGAAUCUAAACGCGUUUCUUGGGUAUUUUAGAGCAUUUAUUCGAAGAAUGGAAGUUUCCAAAAUUUGCUGGAAGCUCCAAAAAAGCUUAGAACUUUCUCCAGUCGACUCAGUAUUUCUGAAAUAGAGCAUGAAGUAAAUUUUAUAUUUGAAAUUGCUGAAGAAAUGAUUUGUAAUCCGUCAAGUGGGUUACUUAAACGCAUCAAUCAAGUUUAUAAGUGCUGAUGUUCAUUUGAACAGUUUUUAAUGGCACUUUUUGGAAAUAUGGAACUUUCGAAAUAUAGCUGGAGGCUCCAAAACAGCUUAAAAUCACCUUCAAUCAACUGCAAAUGCUGAAAUGAGCUCUAAAAUAAAUUUUACUUUUCUAACUUUA